Phalacrocorax carbo (great cormorant) is the source of this 7428-nucleotide messenger RNA. The record is from RefSeq and is a predicted model, not a curated record. Lineage: Eukaryota; Metazoa; Chordata; Aves; Suliformes; Phalacrocoracidae.
CGCUGCUCCUGGCCGCCGCCGCCCUGGCGCUGCCGGUACCGGGGGCCGGGCCCCCCCCCGGGCCGCCCCCCCCCCGCCCGCCUCCGCCUCCUCUUCACCCCCCCCCGCUGCCGCCUCCGUUGCUCCGGGGGUCGCUGCGCCCACCUUUGCCCCCGCGGUAACGCCACGGCGCUGGAGAGCGGCCGCCCCCCCGGCGGGAGCGGCUUCCGCCUCGUCGUCUGCCCGCUGCUGUGCCGGAACGGGGGGGUCUGCGCUCGCCCCGAUGCCUGCCUGUGCCCCCCCGAAUUCACCGGCAAGUUCUGUCACCUCCCCUCGAACGGCACCCACGGGAACGGGGGGGGUCCCCCAAAACCGGCGGGGCCCCAAGCCCUCACCCGGUCCGUCUACACCCUACCCUUGGCCAACCAUCGGGAGGAAGAGGAUGGUGCCCAGUCCAUGGUGAGCAUCCAUGUGCAGCACCCCCCCGAAGCCUCCGUCACCAUCCACCAAGUGGAGCGGGUGCGGGAGGGGGAAGAGACCCCCCCGGCACCCAGAGCCCCCCCCCCGGCACCAGAGCCCCCCCGUACCGCGUCCUGGGCGCAGAGCAGCCCCCGGGUGCCCCCCGCGGAGGAGGGUGCGGGGUACGGCUACUGCUUCCGGCAGCUGCGCGGGGGAGAGUGCAGCUCCCCCCUCCCCGGUCUCCGCACCCAGGACAUCUGCUGCCGGGGGGCCGGCGUGGCCUGGGGGGUCCACGAGUGCCACCCCUGCGACGGGCACCCCCAGCUGCCCCAGCAGGACGCGCAGUGUCCCCAAGGAUUCCAGCACAUCAACGGCUCCUGCGUGGACGUGGACGAGUGCCGGGAGGGGGGGUUCUGCCAGAACGGGGCUUGCACCAACACGCGGGGCAGCUUCGCCUGCCUCUGCCAGCCGGGCUUCCUGCUGGACGCCUCGCGCUCCCGCUGCAUCUCCCACCAGGUGAUCUCGGAGGCGCGGGGGCCCUGCUACCGGGUGCUGCGCGAGGGGCGCUGCGCCCUCCCCACUCGCAACAUCACCCGCCAGAUCUGCUGCUGCAGCCGGGUGGGCAAAGCCUGGGGGGGCUCCUGCCUCCGCUGCCCCCCCUUCGGCUCGGAGGGGUUCAAGGAGAUCUGCCCGGCCGGCCCCGGUUAUCAUUACGCCGCCUCCGACCUGCGCUACAACACCCGGUACCUGGGGCAGGAUCUGGCCCGCGUCCCCCUCGGCCGCCCCCCGCGCCGUCCCCCGCCGCGCCCCCCGCCACCCCCCGCUGGGAGGAGGAGCGGCGGCCCCUCCCCGUCACCCGGAGGCCACCGCUGGUCCCCGAGAGGCCACCGCCUGGUCCCCGAGAGGCCACCACUGGUCCCCGAGAGGCCACCAUCGGUCCCCGAGAGGCCACCCACUGGUCCCCGAGAGGCCACCGCUGGUCCCCGAGAGGCCACCAUCGGUCCCCGAGAGGCCACCGCUGGUCCCGCCACCGCUGGUCCCCGAGAGGCCACCAUCAGUCCCCGAGAGGCCACCGCUGGUCCCCGAGAGGCCACCAUCGGUCCCCGAGAGGCCACCGUCGGUCCCCCGAGAGGCCACUGCUGGUCCCCGAGGUCAUUGUGGUGCCACGACCCACGCAGGGGCUGCUGGCCCCCCCUCCCCACCGUGCCCCCCCGCGAGGGGCCAGGCCCAGCCCCCGUCGGCAGCGUCUGCGAGAGGAACCCCCAGAUCUGCGGCCCCGGGCGCUGCGUCCCCCGACAGGGCGGCUACACCUGCCUCUGCCACCCCGGCUUCUGGCUCAGCACCCAGGGCACCCACUGCAUCGACGUGGACGAGUGUCGCCGCAGCCCCCGGCCCUGCCCCAACGGCCGCUGCGAGAACUCGGUGGGGAGUUACCGGUGCCUUUGCUCCCCCGGCUACCGCCCCACCGCCGCCGGCACCCACUGCCAAGACGUGGACGAGUGCGCCCAGAGCCCCCCGCCCUGCACCCAGGGGCGCUGCGAGAACCUGCCCGGCGGCUACCGCUGUGCCUGCCCGGCCGGCUACCGGGCCCCGGGCCCCGAGGGGCCCUGCCGGGACAUCGACGAGUGCGAGAACCACCUGGCCUGUCCCGGCCAGGAGUGCGUCAACACCCCGGGCUCCUUCCAGUGCCAGCCCUGCCGCGAAGGCUUCCAGCUCCACCGCGGGCGCUGCGCAGACGUGGACGAGUGCGCGGCGGGGUCCCCCUGCGGCCCCCACGGCCGUUGCGUCAACGCCGAGGGCUCUUUCCGCUGCGAGUGCCGGCGCGGUUACCGAGCGGGCGCCCACGGGGGGCCUUGCGCCGACAUCAACGAGUGCCUGGAGGGCGACUUCUGCUUCCCCCACGGCGAGUGCCUCAACACCGAGGGCUCCUACAGCUGCCUCUGCGCCGAGGGCUACGCCAGCACCCCCCAGGGCACCGCCUGCGCCGACGUGGACGAGUGCCAGCGCGGGGGCGUCUGCGAGGGCGGCCGCUGCGCCAACACCGACGGCUCCUUCGAGUGCCGCUGCCCGCCGGGCUUCCGCACCGACGCCGACAAGGCCCGGUGCCACGACGUGGACGAGUGUCAGGAGUACGGCGGGAGCCUCUGCGGCGCCCAGCGCUGCGACAACGUCCCCGGCUCCUACCGCUGCGUCCCCGAGUGCCAGCCCGGCUACCGCGCCGGGGACGGCGGCGACUGCGUGGACGUGGACGAGUGUCAGGAGUACGGCGGGAGCCUCUGCGGCGCCCAGCGCUGCGACAACGUCCCCGGCUCCUACCGCUGCGUCCCCGAGUGCCAGCCCGGCUACCGCGCCGGGGACGGCGGCGACUGCGUGGACGCGGACGAGUGCUCCAACGGGACGCUGUGCGGGGCUCACGCCGCCUGCCGCAACCUGCCGGGCUCCUUCCAGUGCGUCUGCGACCCCGGCUACGAGAGCGCCCGCCACGGCCACGGCUGCGUGGAUGUGGACGAGUGCGAGACGCUGCGGGGCGUCUGCGGGGCCGAACGGUGCGAGAACGUGGAAGGCUCCUUCCUCUGCCUCUGCCCCGACACCCGCGACGAGUUCGACCCCGUGACGGGGCGAUGCGUGACCCCCCCGGCCCCCCAAAGCCCGCCGCGGGCCCCCCCCGAAGGCGCCGCCUGCUUCAGCAGGGCUUGCGGGGUGCUGGCACCCAACGUCAGCCGGGAGCGCUGCUGCUGCAGCCUGGGCUGGGCGUGGGGCACCCACUGCCCCGCGCGGCCCUGCCCGACCCCCGGCACCGAGGCCCACCUCGCCAUCUGCCCGCACGGGCAGGGCCGCACCGCCGAGGGUCCCCAGGGCUCGCCGGCAGACGUGGACGAGUGCCAGCUCUUCGGGCCCCAGCUCUGCCGGGGGGGGGUUUGCCUCAACGCCGCCCCCGGCUUCAGCUGCUACUGCCCCAGCGGCUACUACUACGAGCAGGAGCACCUGCAGUGCGUGGAUAACGACGAGUGUGGGGCGGAGGAUGCCGAGCCCUGCGUGGGGGGUCGCUGCGUCAACACGGUGGGCUCCUACUACUGCUCGUGCCCCCCGCCCCUGGUCCUGGACGGCUCCCAGCGCCGCUGCGUCGCCAACGACACCCACCUGGAUGCUGCGCAGGCGGUGUGUUGGCAGGAGGUGGGGGUCGACCUGGUGUGCGGCAGACCCCGGCUGGACAGGCAGGUCACCUACACCGAGUGCUGCUGCCUGUACGGGCAGGCCUGGGGCAUGGACUGCGCCCUCUGCCCCGCCCGCCACUCAGAUGACUUCGAGUUCCUCUGCAACGUGCUGCGCCCCCCCAGCUACGGCCCCCCCCGCGCCCCCCCUUCCUACGAAUACGCCCCCGACUUCGCCCCCCCUUACGGCCUCCCUUACGGCCCCGAUGUUUUCGGGGGGCCCCGCGUGCCCCCCCCGGCUCUCCGUUCCGACUACGACCCUUACGGUUUCGGGGGGCUGGCGGGGGGUUACGACCCCCGGGGGGACGCUCUCUACGCCCCCCCCCGCUAUGAAGGCGAGGAUUUCGAGGACCCCCGGCGCCCCCUCGCCCACCGACCCCGGGGACCCCGCUACGAGCCCCCCGACCCCCCCCCCCGGCUCCCCCUGGUCCUACCAACCCCACGGGACGGGGGGGUUCAGCGAGGAGGAGGAGGAGGAGGAGGAGGAGGAGGAGGAGGAGGAGGAGGGAGGAGGAGGAGGAUGCCGGUGAGGGGGGCGGAGGAGUGCGGGGUGCUCAGCGGGUGCCACCACGGGCGCUGCGUGCGGGUGCCCGACGGCUUCACCUGCGACUGCGACGCGGGGUAUCGGCUGGACCCCGCCCGGCUGGACUGCGUCGACAUCGACGAGUGCUCGCAGGCCCCCCUGUGCCUGCCCGGCCGCUGCCUGAACACCCCCGGCUCCUUCCGCUGCCUUGCCCCCCGGUGCCUCGCGGUGCCCCCCCCCCACCCCAUCAGUGGGGGGGGCGGGGGGGUACCUUCGGUCCUACCCGUUGACCGCCCCCCGGCCCCGAACCGCUUUCAGCCCGUCCCUCGCCCCCUCCAACAACGCGGCGCCUUCUCCGGCGCCGGCAGCCGGCGGCGACACGCCGGCGACGCCGUGGAGCUCGGCCAACCGCCGGAAGGCUUGAGCCAACAGCAAGACGCCCACCAAGCCCAAGAGCAGCCCCCUCGCUUCCGGUCACCUGCCAAUCAUUCGGGCGGCGCGCCAGCGACUUCCGGCGAGUUGGCCAAUCGUGGCGGCGGCUGCGGGGAGCCACGUGACGCGGAAGCGGAAGUAGGAGACGUGGAGAUGGAGCCGGACGGGGCGACACGGCACCCCCCCAAACGCCGGUUACCGGCCACGGCGCCUCGUAUGGCGGAUCCACACCCUCUCUUCGGUGAUACCAGCGCGGCGGGGGGCGGCGGGGCCCAACCGGGCCGGGGUUACGGGGCUCCCCCGGCCGCCGCCGCCGCCUCCCGGGACCCACCGGCCGCGGCCUUCCUGGGCGAGCCGGUGUCCAGCCUGGCCAUGGCCUACGGGAGCAGCUUGGCCAGCCAGGGCCGCGACAUCAUGGACCGUAACCUCGACCGGUUCAUCCCCGUGGGGCGGCUGAAGUAUUAUUUCGCCGUGGACACCGCGUACGUGGGGAGGAAACUGGGGCUUCUCAUCUUUCCCUUCGCGCAUCAGGACUGGCAGGUGCGGUACCAGCAGGACACCCCCGUCGCCCCCCGCUUCGACGUCAACGCCCCCGAUCUCUACAUCCCAACGAUGGCCUUCAUCACCUACAUCCUCGUCGCCUGCUUGGUGCUGGGCACCCAAAACAGGUUCUCCCCCGACAGCCUGGGCUUGCAGGCGAGCUCGGCGCUGGCCUGGCUCAUCGUGGAGGUUCUGGCCAUCCUCCUCAGCCUCUACCUCCUCGCCGUCAACACCAGCCUCACCACCAUCGACCUCAUCGCCUUCGUCGGCUACAAAUAUGUGGGGAUGAAUCUGGGCCUCAUCGCCGGGCUCGUUUUCGGCCGCAGCGCUUACUACGUGGUGCUGAGCUGGUGCUGCCUCAGCAUUUUCGUGUUUAUGGGGCUGCUGGCCCCCCUCCCCACCGUGCCCCCCCGCGAGGGGCCAGGCCCAGCAGAGCAGAGAGCCCGGAGCCCCGCGCCGGGGCGGGGUGUUGCGGGUAUUUGGGGUGUUGCGGGGGGGGGCGGGGGGCGUGUGUGUCACCCCCGGGGGACCCCCCCCUCCCCAACCCCCCCCCGUUUGUGCCCCACAGACGCGGACGAGUGCUCCAACGGGACGCUGUGCGGGGCUCACGCCGCCUGCCGCAACCUGCCGGGCUCCUUCCAGUGCGUCUGCGACCCCGGCUACGAGAGCGCCCGCCACGGCCACGGCUGCGUGGAUGUGGACGAGUGCGAGACGCUGCGGGGCGUCUGCGGGGCCGAACGGUGCGAGAACGUGGAAGGCUCCUUCCUCUGCCUCUGCCCCGACACCCGCGACGAGUUCGACCCCGUGCCGGGGCGAUGCGUGACCCCCCCGGCCCCCCAAAGCCCGCCGCGGGCCCCCCCCGAAGGCGCCGCCUGCUUCAGCAGGGCUUGCGGGGUGCUGGCACCCAACGUCAGCCGGGAGCGCUGCUGCUGCAGCCUGGGCUGGGCGUGGGGCACCCACUGCCCCGCGCGGCCCUGCCCGACCCCCGGCACCGAGGCCCACCUCGCCAUCUGCCCGCACGGGCAGGGCCGCACCGCCGAGGGUCCCCAGGGCUCGCCGGCAGACGUGGACGAGUGCCAGCUCUUCGGGCCCCAGCUCUGCCGGGGGGGGGUUUGCCUCAACGCCGCCCCCGGCUUCAGCUGCUACUGCCCCAGCGGCUACUACUACGAGCAGGAGCACCUGCAGUGCGUGGAUAACGACGAGUGUGGGGCGGAGGAUGCCGAGCCCUGCGUGGGGGGUCGCUGCGUCAACACGGUGGGCUCCUACUACUGCUCGUGCCCCCCGCCCCUGGUCCUGGACGGCUCCCAGCGCCGCUGCGUCGCCAACGACACCCACCGGGAUGCUGCGCAGGCGGUGUGUUGGCAGGAGGUGGGGGUCGACCUGGUGUGCGGCAGACCCCGGCUGGACAGGCAGGUCACCUACACCGAGUGCUGCUGCCUGUACGGGCAGGCCUGGGGCAUGGACUGCGCCCUCUGCCCCGCCCGCCACUCAGAUGACUUCGAGUUCCUCUGCAACGUGCUGCGCCCCCCCAGCUACGGCCCCCCCCCGCGCCCCCCCUUCUACGAAUACGCCCCCGACUUCGCCCCCCCUUACGGCCUCCCUUACGGCCCCGACGUUUUCGGGGGGCCCCGCGUGCCCCCCCCGGCUCUCCGUUCCGACUACGACCCUUACGGUUUCGGGGGGCUGGCGGGGGGUUACGACCCCCGGGGGGACGCUCUCUACGCCCCCCCCCGCUAUGAAGGCGAGGAUUUCGAGGACCCCCGGCGCCCCCUCGCCCACCGACCCCGGGGACCCCGCUACGAGCCCCCCGACCCCCCCCCCGGCUCCCCCUGGUCCUACCAACCCCACGGGACGGGGGGGUUCAGCGAGGAGGAGGAGGAGGAGGAGGAGGAGGAGGAGGAGGAGGAGGAGGAGGAGGAGGAGGAGGAGGAGGAGGAGGAGGAUGCCGGGGGGGCGGAGGAGUGCGGGGUGCUCAGCGGGUGCCACCACGGGCGCUGCGUGCGGGUGCCCGACGGCUUCACCUGCGACUGCGACGCGGGGUAUCGGCUGGACCCCGCCCGGCUGGACUGCGUCGACAUCGACGAGUGCUCGCAGGCCCCCCUGUGCCUGCCCGGCCGCUGCCUGAACACCCCCGGCUCCUUCCGCUGCCUGUGCCCCCCCGGGCACGCGCCGGCGCUGCCCCCCCCCCCGCUGCCUGCCCGCGCCCCCCCGCGCCUGAGGACCCCCGCCUCUAUUUAUUGUCUCUGUAUAUAUAUAUAUAUAUAUAUAUAUAUAUAUAUAUGA